UCUCUCUCUCCUCUCUCUCUCUCUCUCUCUCUCUCUCGCUCUGCCUCGCUCUAGCGCUCUGUAUCUGUGUUUGCCGUUGUGGAAGUCAGAUUGCACAGUGAGGAGAUGCUGGCAGCUGACUGUGGAAUGAGCUCACAGAGAGACGCACCAACGUGGAAUUAUUAUCAGGCUUAUCAAGGAGACCAUGGCAGCAUCUUGUCCUCCUCCCUUUCAUCACUCUUCCCUCUUUUGAAGUGACCAAGUUUUUUUUUUUUUUUUCUCUGCCUGUGAAUUCCCCGGAGCGGGUUCUGCAGCACCUGGUCCAGUGAUCAGUUCAGGUUAGGUGGGGAUCCGUCCUCCCCUCCUCCUCCUCGUUUUACGCGGCGCACUUCCGCCACCUGUGCUUUUGGUGGAAAAGGGGGGUAUCCAGAGGCUUUGGGAUGACGGAGAUCCUGGUAUCGGAUGUAAACUUGAACUCGGUGUGUGAGCGUCUGGAGCAGCACUGCUGCGUGGACCAGAACCAGCACAAUCUGUCCAGCCAGCCGCAGACCCCCGUGCUGAAGAGACACAGCAACACCGGGGCCAAGCUAUGGGGCCGCGUCCGCAGCAAACUGCUCAGACAAAAGCUGGAUCCUCAGACGGUGCAGUCCAAGAACUGGCACAUGGACGUGAUAGAGAUGAACGGGAUCAAAGUGGAAUUCUCCAUGAAGUUUACAAGUCGGGACCUCAGCUUGAAGAGAACGCCGUCCAAAAAACAGAGCGGGGUGUUUGGAGUCAAGAUCAACGUGGUCACAAAGCGCGAGCGCUCCAAGGUGCCUUACAUCGUCCGUCAGUGCAUUGAGGAAGUGGAGAAGAGGGGGAUUGACGAAGUGGGAAUCUACAGGAUCUCAGGGGUGGCCACCGAUAUCCAGGCCCUCAAACUAGCAUUUGACACCAAUACCAAAGAUAUCCUGGUGAUGCUGAGCGACAUGGACAUCAACGCCAUCGCAGGGACGCUGAAGCUGUACUUCAGGGAGCUGCCGGAGCCUCUGCUCACCGACCGCCUCUACCCCGCCUUCAUGGAGGGCAUAGCGCUCUCAGACCCGGCAGCCAAGGAGAACUGCAUGAUGCACCUCCUGCGCUCCCUGCCGGACCCCAACCUCAUGACCUUUCUCACUCUGCUGGAGCACCUCAAACGCGUUGCUGAGAAGGAGCCCAUCAACAAGAUGUCCCUUCACAACCUGGCCACCGUGUUCGGCCCGACUCUGCUCAGACCCUCAGAGUCCGAGAGCACGAAGGGCCAGCACAUCACCUCCGCCUCCGACAUCUGGUCGCAUGACGUCAUGGCGCAGGUCCAGGUGCUGCUCUACUACCUGCAGCAUCCUCCCAUCUCCUUUGCUGAACUGAAGCGCAACACGCUCUACUUCUCCACUGACGUUUAAUCCCCACCGCCUCCCUCAGGGCUUCAUCUGGAGACGAGAGAGAGAGAGACUCCAUACAAACAUUGGUCCCUGCCACUCAGUCGUCCUGCCUCACCUCUCCCCCCCAGCAGGCAGCUCGUCUUGACUGUACAGCCCCUUCCCCACCCUCAUAUCUACCCUGUCUAAACCCCCCCACCCACCCAGUCCCAUGAAGAGAUGGAGUCGAGCACGUAGGGAGGUCGACUCGUCCGUCGUCCGAUAGUCACAUGUCAUGUCCUGUUUUGUAACGUGAGGAAAGCGGAGCCGCCUCCCACCGACGAGACGACGAGGCGUUCUGGGACCACUGUGGGAAGCGUCGAGGGGGAAGUUGGGGUCCGAAGGCCACGGCCUGGAGCGGUGGCACGGGAUAACGCCUGGGCGUGUGCGGUGGUGUCAUCUAAUGAGCCCGUUCUGGUUUAAUGAUCUCAGAAACGACUCACACUCCAGCUUUUUUUGGUUUUUUUUGUUUCCCUGAUCAGAGGCAUUCCAGAAAAAUGGCAUUUACAUGUUUUAUAAUAAUGUUCAGCAGCUGUUUUGUUUCCUUUUUCUAUCUUUCUGGCUUUGUGCAUGUGGUGGAGGAGGCCGAGGUGUGUGAGCGACGCUGUGGAUGUGCGUGACUGAGUGAGUGAGUGAAUGAGUGAGUGUGUUUAGGGACCUAUAAGAACGUGUCGUGGCUGGGAAGCCAUCCCAAUAAAUGGCUGGGAUCGUGUCUCUCUGUGCUGACAAACCAGAGAGACCUGCCCUCCCCACUGAGACUUGGCCAAAUUAGCCCUAUUUAUUUUAAAUAUAUAUAAUAUGUGUGCCUGUACAGUUCUGUGCAACUAGAGAAAUGCUCUACGGAGUCAGUUUUUUGAAGUUUAUUCAGGUAGUGAUGUUAUUUUUAGUCUAAUUUUCUUAUUCACCAUGUCCAUGGUUGGUAAGCUGUACUGAAAAGAUCACCAGAAAGUCUGCCAAUUAAUUUCAGAUCACUUUGUAGAGGUGGAAGGGCACUCUGUGACAUGACGGUUGUCGGGGGGGAAAAAAACACAAUGAAUGGAACAUUUAGCUUUUCUUUUUUUCUUGUUGUUGCAUUGCAAGCCUGUUCCAAGUGUCUUACUGCACCGGUAUAAUCUGUAGGAUGAUUUGUGUAGUUGCCCUCAUUGCAUGUUCAGCUUGUCAAUCGAACCAGGCCGGGUAACACAAAGGUAGGUUGUCUCUGCAAGGCCCUCGAUUCAAAAAAAAAAAAGAAAAAACAACACCCAUCUCUGCUGUGUACAAAGCCAACCUUUCUGCUAUCAAGUCUGCAACAUAUCUUAAAAUACUGUAAGCACUGCUAGAUGAGUACUAUUUGAUAUUUUUAAUAUAAGAUUAAAAUAAAAUAAAAAGUGUUGUAUUUUACUUCCUUUGAGAAGAAUUUCAAUAUACUGUAAUAUUGAGGCUAAAUGUCAAUGUGAACUUUUCCCCCCUUUUUUUUUUGUAAAAUAAAAGUUAUCAAAACACUCA
Molecule: messenger RNA, 2900 nt
Organism: Stegastes partitus (bicolor damselfish)
Lineage: Eukaryota; Metazoa; Chordata; Actinopteri; Pomacentridae
Product: active breakpoint cluster region-related protein-like
Exons: 8
Coding region: 420-1400 (326 amino acids)
Biological process (GO): positive regulation of GTPase activity; signal transduction
Cellular component (GO): membrane
Molecular function (GO): GTPase activator activity
Source: RefSeq, a predicted model, not a curated record